This is a messenger RNA of Caenorhabditis briggsae, 1095 nucleotides long. Lineage: Eukaryota; Metazoa; Nematoda; Chromadorea; Rhabditida; Rhabditidae. Bases 1 to 1095 code for a protein of 364 amino acids. The transcript has 6 exons. The record is from RefSeq and is a predicted model, not a curated record.
AUGACCGAAAAACCAUCGAUUCUUGAAAAUCCGAAAUUUCUUCGCUCGUGCAUUCUGUAUGAAUCUCUGGGAGAUUGGAAAUAUUGUAAAGUGUACGACGUUUACGCGGACAUGUGCAGAAGAUUCAACGACAAUUUUAUGGACUAUCCGGAAUUCGAAUUUUGGUGGCUGCGAUUUUUGGCGGGAAACUUCGAUAUCGAUUAUGAUAGAAACCAGGACCCAAAGUACCGUACUAUCACGGAUAUGCCAAUUCAAAUUUUCGACAAAAUCUGUGAGAAUUUGGGAGAAGGUUAUCAAGAGAAAUAUCGAUUCGUCUUUCGCCACGUGUGCAAAUCCUUCCGCGCUUUAGCGGACUCUUGGGCUCAAAAUUUUCGAUCUGUGUCCAUUGAAUCAGGAUAUCGCGACCAAAUUUCUAUGUUCAUCGAUGGCGGAACACGCUAUUAUGUCGAAAAAAAUCGUGCGUUGAGUGAUUUCUUAAGUAUUCUCACUGAUCCUGACCUCAAACUGUAUAAUAUUCAAAUCGAUUCACAUCUCGAUAAGCAAUUCUUGGAGAGAUUCGUUCUGAAAUUGGAAUCGCUGAAAAUCAAAAUCCACGUAGAGAAUGUUCAUUUGGAAAUGGAGGAGACAGAAAUUCAGAAGCGAAUUGCGGCGUUGUAUCAAGUUGAGACAAUCGAAAAGGCUCAUUUCAAAGGAUCGCAAUUCCAAAUUAUUCAAUUUCUCGACGAAAUGAUCAAAAACCAAGCUGAAAAUCCAAAGUUUCAGCAUCUCCGAAAAUUGAAGAUCUUGAAAAUGGAAUUUCAAUGUGAUUCACUGUUUCUGAGAGAAUCGACGAAAAUUGUUCAGUACCUUCUCCGAUUUCCCGAUCUGAAAUAUUGCCGAGUGACUGGAAAAGUGACUUCAUUUAAAAAACUAAAGGAAAGAAUUGAACAAUUUGGAGUCAGAAGAGCCGACAAUAAUCCGGAUAUUUUUCACUAUCCAAUUCCAAAAUCUGCUGAUUUUUUGAAAAUUCAAAUUUUCAAAAAUGUGUUUUUUAACUUUCUUUUCAAGACAUCAUCAUCCAUCUAUACCAGUGACCUUCACCCUCUUGUUGAUUAA